Candidula unifasciata is the source of this 867-nucleotide messenger RNA. NCBI's taxonomy places the organism in Eukaryota, Metazoa, Mollusca, Gastropoda, Stylommatophora, Geomitridae. The record is from the annotation of a GenBank genome assembly.
AUGUGGUUAUUAUUUGUGUGGUCAUGGUUUGUGUGGUCAUUGUUUGUGUGGUCAUUGUUUGUAUGGUCAUUAUUUGUGUGGUCAUUGUUGGUGUGGUCAUGGUUUGUGUGGUCAUUGUUGGUGUGGUCAUGGUUUGUGUGGUCAUUGUUUGUGUGGUCAUUGUUUGUAUGGUCAUUAUUUGUGUGGUCAUGGUUUGUGUGGUCAUGGUUUGUGUGGUCAUUGUUUGUGUGGUCAUUGUUUGUAUGUCAAUGGUUUGUAUUGUCGUUGUUUAUGUGGUUAUUAUUUGUGUGGUCAUGGUUUGUGUGGUCAUGGUUUGUGUGGUCAUGGUUUGUGUGGUCAUGGUUUGUGUGGUCAUGGUUUGUGUGGUCAUGGUUUGUAUGGUCAUUAUUUGUGUGGUCAUUGUUGGUGUGGUUAUGGUUUGUGUGGUCAUUGUUGGUGUGGUCAUGGUUUGUGUGGUCAUUGUUUGUGUGGUCAUUGUUUGUAUGUCAAUGGUUUGUAUUGUCGUUGUUUAUGUGGUUAUUAUUUGUGUGGUCAUGGUUUGUGUGGUCAUUGUUUGUGUGGUCAUUGUUUGUGUGGUCAUUAUUUGUGUGGUCAUUGUUGGUGUGGUCAUGGUUUGUGUGGUCAUUGUUUGUGUGGUCAUUGUUUGUAUGUCAAUGGUUUGUAUUGUCGUUGUUUAUGUGGUUAUUAUUUGUGUGGUCAUGGUUUGUGUGGUCAUUGUUUGUGUGGUCAUUGUUUGUAUGGUUAUUAUUUGUGUGGUCAUUGUUGGUGUGGUCAUGGUUUGUGUGGUCAUUGUUUGUGUGGUCAUGGUUUGUAUGGUCAUUGUUUGUGUGGUCAUGGUUUGUGUGGUCAUUGUUUGUGUGUUCAUAG